Molecule: messenger RNA, 2094 nt
Organism: Dicrocoelium dendriticum
Lineage: Eukaryota; Metazoa; Platyhelminthes; Trematoda; Plagiorchiida; Dicrocoeliidae
Source: the annotation of a GenBank genome assembly
GGCUGUCGUUAACCCCUCCCUACGAAAAUUUUCAUAUUGUGCUUAAGCCUAUCGACGAGCCAGUUUUCUUGCAACACUAAAUAGUGCUCAUCGAAUGGAUCCCAGAAUCCUGCGAGACACUGGCGAACUCUCUGAUUUUACCGUUUAUGUUGAAAAGGAUCGAUUCAAGCUGCAUAAAUUUCCACUCUAUACUAAGUCGGAAUACUUCAAAGAUUUAGCUGCUAGCAAUCAUGUUUGUGAACUUGCCAAUUUUCCUGGAGGAUCAAAGAUGUUCUCACUAAUUGCCGACCAUUGCUAUGACAAAGACAUUGAUAUAAACAUGUACAAUGUUGCGUUUAUAUUUGCGUGUGCUGAAUUUUUACGUAUGAAAGGACGAAAUAAUCUACUUGAUAUUUGCCGAAGCCGCAUAAACGAUAUAUGCGCUGACGCAAAAGAUAAAGGAUGUUUUGCCCCCUUGGUUAUUUUGUUAUGUUGUAUGAAUGAGGUUAAAGACAACACGUCGUCCACAACUUUCACGGAUACACUGGAUGUAAUACGCACUAUUUGGCAAAAUGAAAAGCGUCAAACCUCUGAAGAUUCAACAGUAAUGGUAGAAAAGGGGACGGAGUUGUACGGCGAUAAUAGGGCACAGAACAAACUGGUUGAGGACUUUCUCGUUUACCUACCUCUGGAUGUUGCUGUUCAGCUUAUAAAUUCUUCUGGCUUCGGUUGCGAAUCUGCCUAUGACUUUAUAUCAAAAUAUUUAGGUCGCAUACUAGAUCAUCAUCUGGUAAGCGACAAAAGACGAGCGACUAUCAAUCACAAUGGAGCGAAUUCGUCGCAAAAGCCAGCUGCUUGUGAAAGUACAACAACUCCCCGUGUCCAACAGUCCGUCCCUGAAAAGAUUUGUCAACCCGCAAGUCUGGCAAGCGUUGGGGACCAGCUUCUGCUUGAAAAGUUUCAUAAAAAUAACCCGCUUCUACGUGAUAACUUAUCAAAACCUGUCGAACAUUUCGAAUCGAUCUUUGAUCUUAUUCCGGAAGUAAACACACUGCAUGAACACGUUUCGCCAGAAUGGGCAAAACAAGCCCUAAUUUUGGUGUACAAUUCUGAACCAAAACCAAGAUGCUACCAGAAGAUUCUCAAACUGGCGCAUAAAAUGCUUUUGAAACUCAGCACCGUGGACGUCUCCGAUCUCCCUUCCCCGCUGAUGCGGGAUCUGGUAGCGGCUUUUGAUCCGGUGCCACGUAGAACACGUCAGAGUGGCACGAUUAGUCCUCUGAGGAAAGCAUCCAAUCUGCCCAGUGGUGCCGGAACGCCGUCCGAACUGCAUGAAGCUGACGAUGAGGAGAGCAACAUAGCUCCUAAAGGGAGUCUGGUGUCGGAAGAAGAAGAAGUAACAGAUAUCGAUUCGCAGCAAACCUUGGCUCCGCUUCCCACCGAGAUGACUAUGUUCAUGUUGCAGUAUAUGAACAAAAAGGCUGAGGAAGGCAGUUUGACCGAGGAUGAGUUUCUGGACCUUUUCCAAAAGUUGGAUUUAUCACUAGCCGACAAGAAAUCUCAGGAUAUAUUGUUAACCAUAUUACUCAAGUUACACGAAGCAGGUCGAUCUCUCAAUGAGCAACAAAUGGAGAAGGUGCUGAGCCGCAUUGACCUUUCAACGUGUUCCGUGGAUGCUUUGGAACGAGCUCUGGAGUCAGACACACUGCCACCCAAGCCGAUCGCCCAAGCAGUUAUCAAAGCAAUCAGAGAGUGUCCUUCCGUUUAUCCAGAGGCGCCUGCCACACAAACUGUGCCAACCAAACCGUCGAUGCAUGUCGACCCAGCUACCUCUAACGGAAAAAGUAAACCGAAACGCCUUUACGGAAUGCAUGUUGCCAGUGACAACACGGUACAGUCAUGGAAUCGACCGUCCAUGUGUGGAUUGUCAGGAGGCUACUCGAACAUGUUUGCUUACUCAAUGUCACCCGCUCAAGGCAUGCGCCGUCCUUCGUCGAAGAUAUCGCGGGAUACCGUUUGAAUAUUCAACCUUUCAGGAUACAAGUCUUUCAAAACUCGGUAAAUAUUCGGCAUCACCAAGCCCACGUCGAACAGCCAGCUGUAGUACCCAUUCAG